AUGGAACCCCUUGUGAUAUACGCCAUACUGGCGGGAAGCUUACUUCUGACCUUCGCUUUGAUUAGAAUUCUCAAAUCACUUGUUCAGUGGAAAGAUUCAGCUCGAGUUUUUGUCUUUCGUCAUUUGAUCUACCCUUCUGUUAUCUCUCGUCACUCACUUGCGGGCCCUUGGAGCCCCGCGGGAAUACUUACCCAUUUGACCUAUGCCACCAUUAAUAUUUUCCUCGCGUGCUACAAAAGUUCCUCGUUGGAAAUCAUUGGCCGCCGCGCUGGCGAUCUUUCGCUUAUCAAUAUGGCUUUUCCUGUGGUAGCUUUACAUCUAAGCUUUGCAGCUGAUCUUUUAGGCAUCUCGUUGCCCUUUUAUCGCAAAUUACAUCGAGUGUCGGGAUGGAUGACAGCGGCUUUAACAGUGCUCCAUAUGAGUGCUCAUGGCUUCCGUCUUGAUACUGAAUCUGCAGCAGACGAAUCAAAGGAACGACGCCUCUCUACCAUUGUUGCAGCUGGAUGCUUGGCAGCGCUGUUAUUAAUAUCGCUGCCAUUUGUCCGGAAGUUCUCCUACGAAGCCUUUCUCCGAUCUCAUCAAGGUCUCACGAUUGCCAGUAUAUAUGGUAUUUGGAGACACAUACCGAAAGUUGAGUUGCUUCCAUCAUUAUAUCUGAUUGUUGGGGUGGGCAUGCUUGCUGUCACCUCACUCUUAUAUAUUGCGAUGCUUCUGUAUCGUAAUGGAAUUUUCUCGGGGAACGGAUAUCCACGAGCCAGGUUCUUAAGUACCACGGAAUACAGUGAGCAAGAGAAAACCAAAGUAUCCCAUGAUAUCAACGAUGUCCCCUUGAAAAUUUCCUUGUUUUUACCGAGACCCGUCAAGGUGAGAGCUGGGCAGUACGUCAACGUGUGGCUCCCCGCAGUCAGCUUCUGGUCAUGGACACAGACGCACCCUUUCACGGUCAUAUCUUGGUCUCAAAGAAAACAAUCAGUCCUUGAGCUUUUGGUUCAACCUCAAAAAGGCUUGACCGGUACAAUUGGUCGGCAGCUACGAAAUACUGGCGCCUCGGGAUAUUCUUCCUUGGUUCUGUUCAGUGGACCUCAUGGCGUCAGCGAGCCAGUGGAUGAGUAUGAGAAUGUACUUCUCAUUUCGAGUGGCUCUGGGCUUGCUGCCGUUUUACCCUACGCUCGGAAGUUGAUCCAUGGAUACAACACAUGCACAUCGCGAGUCCGUCGAGUGCAUCUUCUUUGGCAAGUUGAUAAACGUGUAGAAAUUGCGAUUGCGGCACAGGAGCAGGUCAAUGAGCUCUUGAAAGAAGACUUGCCUGACAAUGGACAUGUAGGCUAUAAUGUAUCCAUGUUCAAGCAAAAGCUGACGACAAGCUAG
This is a messenger RNA of Penicillium manginii, 1368 nucleotides long. RefSeq names its product ferric reductase family protein. The record is from RefSeq and is a predicted model, not a curated record. Gene Ontology annotation, biological process: copper ion import; intracellular iron ion homeostasis; iron ion transport. Gene Ontology annotation, cellular component: plasma membrane. Bases 1 to 1368 code for a protein of 455 amino acids. Gene Ontology annotation, molecular function: ferric-chelate reductase activity. The transcript has 3 exons. Lineage: Eukaryota; Fungi; Ascomycota; Eurotiomycetes; Eurotiales; Aspergillaceae.